UAAAGUGGUAACAAUGGCAACUGGUUCAGUAAUUCAAAAGUCUACCGUCGUCUUUACGCCUCGGCAUGUGAACUUUUUUUGAAUAGAAGAAACGUUCACAUCGAUAUUUGUGACGACGUCCUCUGAGCUCAGGAUGUGGGCAGACUGGAGGCCACCGAGAGGAACACAAGCAGCAGCUACACAGGAUGGCGGUGGCCUCACUCUGCCUCAUGCUCUCGGCCACGCUCAGCAUCCAUCCCGAGAAGUCUCAGUUCUACCUGUACGAGCACGUCUCUUUGGCCCGGUCAACAUCACGGUGACGGCCGGGGUCGUGGUCCUGGGGAGCCCGGCGCUGCCCGUGAUGGAGGGAGACCAGGUGACCCUUCAGUGCUUCUACAAGGAGAGAGUUCAAACGUCCCCCACGUCGCAUUUCUCUGCCGUCUUCUACAGAAACGAUGAGGUCAUCGGCACUGGGCCUGAAGGGAAGAUGCUCCUCCCAGCGGUGUCCAGGUCUGAAGAAGGCUUCUUCAGGUGUGAGCACCCCACGAGGGGGAGGUCCCCCCAGAGCUGGCUGUCAGUGAGACCUCGUCCUGACCUCCCUCCUCCUCCUCCUCUCAUGGCUCGUCCUGACCUCCCUCCUCCUCCUCCUCUCAUGGCUCGUCCUGACCUCCCUCCUCCUCCUCCUCUCAUGGCUCAUCCUGACCUCCCUCCUCCUCCUCCUCUCAUGGCUCGUCCUGACCUCCCUCCUCCUCCUCCUCUCAUGGCUCAUCCUGACCUCCCUCCUCCUCCUCCUCUCAUGGCUCUUCCCCGGCUGCUGUGCACCAUCCUGCUGUUCGCCCUCUACACCUUCAUCCUCGUGGUGUGCAUGUACCAGUACCGGAAGAUGGCUCGAGCUCGAGCUGAGGCCAAAAAGAGAGCUGACCAUCUCGUCCUGGAAUGAUGAUGAGGAAGAUGAUGAUGAUGAUGAAGAAGAAGACACUGUAUUUUUAUUCAUCUAUUUUUCUAAAAUUAUGUAUAUCUAUCUUUUAUCAUCGCUUAGCUGCUGUAUGAAGGAUGGAACCUGAAAAAACUAUUAUUUAAUGAAUGAAAACAAACAAAUAAACAAAUUGAUGGAUAAAUGCAAAGAAAUAGAUAACAAUGUAAAAACACAUUUAAUGAAUAAAAGAGCAGAAUUAAAACAGAAAUAUCAAUUCAUGAAUUAAAUAGUUAAUGCAUACAUUUAUUCAUUAUUUAUUAUUUAUUUUGGAAGCUUCCGUCCUUCAUAAACAUGAUGCCUAACAUGCUUUAUUUCAUAAUCCUUCUGCACGCACUCAGCCAUCUGAAUACUUUUCUUUCUUUUUUAUUUAAUCAAAUAACUCAGUUGAGAACCAGUUCUCAAUGUUAUAAAUCUGUUAUAUUUGUUCCAUUUCUUAUUCUAUCUUCAUUGUGUAACAAUGUUCAUCUGCACUGCAUAAAUGCAAAAAUGCAUACAUUUAACAUUGAAUAAUUAAUAUACAUAUAUGUAUAUAUAUAUAUAUAUAUGUAUUAUUCUAUGUAAUGUAAUGUAAUGUAAUAUUCUUCAUCAGUAUUACUUUGUUGGUGAGCUGCAUUACCAAAGAUUGCCCAGCAGGUGUCACCAAUGUAACUUUUAAAGGCUUUUAAAUCAGCUGUAAUGAAAUGUGUUGCAUUCAGGGUCCUGUACUUUGCAGAACUCCCACGUCUCUUUGCUUUAUGGGCAGAAGUGACUCAUGUUGAUGGAAUGAUCUCACAGGAAGCGAGAGACUGUCAGAGAGACUGUCAGAGAGAGACUGUCAGAGAGACUGUCAGAGAGACUGUCAGAGAGACUGUCAGAGAGAUUGUCAGAGAG
This is a messenger RNA of Cyclopterus lumpus (lumpfish), 1825 nucleotides long. Its product is annotated as BRD4-interacting chromatin-remodeling complex-associated protein. The coding region runs from base 134 to 919 and encodes 261 amino acids. The record is from RefSeq and is a predicted model, not a curated record. The transcript has 5 exons. NCBI's taxonomy places the organism in Eukaryota, Metazoa, Chordata, Actinopteri, Perciformes, Cyclopteridae.